UCAAACAGAUUUAUUUGCAUUGCUACGAGAUAAGUGGAGUGAGAAGUUUGAUUCUUUCAUAACAGAGAAGGUUAUGGCCAUAGCAGGAGAUAUUGCUGUUGAAAAUUUGGGACUAAAAGAUGAAAAUCUUAAAAAUACUAUGUUUCAAGAGAUAGACCUUAUUGUCAAUUCAGCUGCAUCCACCAAAUUCGAUGAAAGGUUUGACAUCUCAAUGGGUGUUAAUACAAUGGGAGCUUUAAAUGUCCUAAACUUUGCCAAAAAAUGUUACAAAAUAAAGCUUGUUGUCCAUAUAUCAACAGCCUAUGUAUGUGGAGAUGAAGAAGAGAUUUUACAAGAGAAAUCAUUUGAGAUGGGUCAAACUCUAAAGGGAACCUCAAAGUUAAACAUCCAAACAGAAAUGAAUUUGUUGGAGAGUAAAUUAGCUGAACUUCGAGCAAUGAAUGCUGAUGAAAACACAAUUACUUAUGCAAUGAAAGAUUAUGGCAUUGAAAGAGCAAACUUGCAUGGUUGGCCAAACACAUAUGUAUUCACAAAAGCAAUGGGAGAGAUGCUUGUAGUGAAUCAAAAAGACAAUAUACCAUUGAUCAUCAUACGACCCACAAUGGUUACCGGUACAAUUAGAGAUCCGUUUCCUGGUUGGAUUGAAGGCGUAAGAACUCUUGACACUGUCAUAUGUGGAUAUGGUCUCGGGAAAUUAGAAAGCUUUGUCGGUAAUCCCAACACUAUUAUAGAUAUAAUACCAGUAGACCUUGUCGUCAAUUGUGUGAUCACAGCUAUUGUUGUUCAUUUGGAUCAAGCUCCAAAAAAAUUCAUCUACCAUAUUUCUUCUUCAUUAAGAAAUCCCUUUAAGUAUUUUGAUUUUCUCAACAUUAUCUAUUAUUAUUUUGUGAAAAAUCCUUGCACAAAUCAAAAUGGAAAACCUAUAGUUAUCUCCAAGAGACUUUGGAUUUCAAGUUUGGCUACCUUCAACAAUUAUUUGACAAUCCGAUAUGUGUUGCUCGCAAAGGAUCAUACUUAUGACAACCACAAAAAAUAUAAAAUGCUUCAAAGAUGGGGGAAACUAUACAAUCCAUAUGGAUUUUUUAAAGCCAUAUUUGAUGACACAAAUGUCGAAAAUUUACGAAGGAUGGCAAAGGGUUAUACAAAGAAUGAAGAAUUAGACUUUGACCCUACUAAUAUUGAUUGGACAAACUACAUGAUGAAUACACACAUCCCUGGCCUCCUUAAGUAUGCAAUCAAACAGUCUAUCAAUUCCAAAUUAUAA
Molecule: messenger RNA, 1264 nt
Organism: Trifolium pratense (red clover)
Lineage: Eukaryota; Viridiplantae; Streptophyta; Magnoliopsida; Fabales; Fabaceae
Product: probable fatty acyl-CoA reductase 4
Exons: 8
Coding region: 74-1264 (396 amino acids)
Biological process (GO): suberin biosynthetic process; long-chain fatty-acyl-CoA metabolic process
Cellular component (GO): intracellular membrane-bounded organelle
Molecular function (GO): alcohol-forming very long-chain fatty acyl-CoA reductase (NADP+) activity
Source: RefSeq, a predicted model, not a curated record